AUGGCUCCUAAAAUUCAACGUAAUUAUUGCCCAGAAUGUUAUCAAAGUUUAAAAAAUAAUACUCAUUGGUGCCAACUAUGCCAAGCACGACAUUUUGAAGAGAACGCUGAUAACUGGACAACUGGCCAUAAAACUCUCGAUACAUUUCUUCUCGAGACGCAAAAAAAUGCUAAAGAAUGCACCGAGUAUCUAGAGUAUAUAGAUUUUGAUGGAAUUAUUGGUAUAUCGAAAUACGAUAUAGCGGAAUUAGGUGAAGUUUAUACCGGAAAUUGGAAGAGGGGUCCCGUUGAUUCAUGGGAUGAGAAUGAAGAACGAUUCGUAUGUAGAAGAGAAUUAAUAAGGGUAGCAUUGAUUUCACUGACGACAGAGCCGCGCGAUUUUCUUAAAGAGUUGGACAUUCAUUAUCGGGCAAGAAAGAAUAAUGGUUUGAUGAUGCGAGUGUUCGGAGUGACACGUGAACAAAUCACUGGGAAAUAUAUGAUGGUGGCAGAAACAAAUGAAUGGGAUUUACGACAUUAUGUGUCACAUCACUUUGUCCGUCUAAAUUGGACUCAAAAACUUGCAAUUCUUCAUACACUCGCAUUAGGAUUAAUCAACCACCAUCAACAGAACAGCAUCGACAGCGACGAUUACAAUAUGAACAAUAGUGAAUUCGCAAAUAACAAUAAUAUCGUAAAAUCACAUUUAGAAUUACGUGUCAAUGAACUUGGUCUUGGUGACUGUAAGGACUUUAUGCCUAUAAUUGGUUAUUACAGAAAUGAUCUACUUCCGCUAUUUGCCCCAGAGAUUAUAUUACAUGGGAAAACUCAUACUAAAGAAUCGGAAGUUUAUACGUUUGGUCUAUUGAUGUGGGAAUUUGUUAUCAAUCGUCCCCCAUUCUAUGAAAUACCACAUGAUUCGGAAUUUGUCAGACGACUCUCAACAGGAUUGUAUCCAAAAACACCAUCAUGCGCACCAAAUUGUUACACCCAACUAAUGCUCCAAUGUUGGCAUAGUAACCCGCAUCUGCGUCCGUCAAUGCAAGAUAUUGCACAAAUGCUGAGUGAAUGGAGAUUCCAAACUUUCGAAAAAGAAGCAUUCGCAAAAGUAGAACGACGCCGAAUUCGUGACCUAAAAUCACGCGGUCAAGAUCCCUUUGGAGCAAUGUUAAACCCACAAAAAACGCAUCCGCAGGCAAUAUAUGCAUGCAGGCAUAUAAAAUUACCAAAUUUCUCAUCAAUAAAUCGGCAUCGACCGCUAUUUGAGAGCAUACCCGACUCGAGUCGAAAGUCGGCCGAAGCUACGGUAAAAGACGAGAGUUUCUUUAUUUCAAAGUCUAUUCUACAAUUUCGGGAAAAAUUUCCGGAAGUUGAACUGGAACCCGAAGACGAAGAUUUAAGUAGACAGUAUGAUGAGCUGUCGCUAGAUUUCCCUCCGGAAAUUUUAGCAAAUUAG
This is a messenger RNA of Ambispora gerdemannii, 1434 nucleotides long. The record is from the annotation of a GenBank genome assembly. Lineage: Eukaryota; Fungi; Glomeromycota; Glomeromycetes; Archaeosporales; Ambisporaceae.